UCUCUUAUGGGCCGAGCCUCGCCCUGAGCCACGUCUAGGGAACUGUUCUCCUAAUUUGGGAAGGGUCGGGCGCGGGCGGGGCGUGCAGCUGCGAGCCGCACGGUGUGCGCCUGCGCUGUGCGCCGGGACAGGGUGUGUUCCUCGUUCGGUUGCUCGUUUUGCGCAGGUCGAGUGCAUCUCUCGGCGCGCGGUUUCGCUCUGCGGAAGCCUGUCGUUCCCACGCCCUGUGAGGUGCUGCUCUCCGCAAUCAUGUCCAAGUCUCUGAAAAAGUUGGUGGAGGAGAGCCGGGAGAAGAAUCAGCCGGAAGUGGACAUGAGUGACCGGGGCAUCUCCAACAUGCUGGAUGUCAACGGCCUUUUCACCCUGUCACACAUCACGCAGCUGGUCCUCAGCCACAACAAGCUGACGACUGUGCCACCGAACAUAGCAGAACUGAAGAAUUUGGAAGUGCUGAACUUCUUUAAUAACCAGAUUGAGGAGCUGCCCACACAGAUCAGCAGCCUUCAGAAGCUCAAACACUUGAACGUCAGCAUGAAUAGACUGAACACCCUGCCUCGAGGAUUCGGCUCACUCCCAGCUCUAGAGGUCCUUGAUUUGACUUACAACAACUUGAAUGAAAAUUCUCUUCCUGGAAACUUCUUCUACCUGACCACCCUGCGUGCACUCUAUCUAAGUGACAACGAUUUUGAAAUCCUGCCGCCAGAUAUUGGGAAGCUCACAAAGUUGCAGAUACUCAGCCUUAGGGAUAACGACCUGAUCUCGCUGCCGAAGGAAAUCGGGGAGCUUACUCAGCUUAAGGAGCUCCACAUUCAGGGGAACCGCCUGACCGUUCUGCCCCCAGAACUCGGAAACUUGGAUUUAACUGGUCAGAAGCAGAUAUUCAAAGCAGAGAACAAUCCUUGGGUUACCCCCAUCGCUGACCAGUUCCAGCUUGGCGUGUCUCAUGUUUUUGAAUAUAUCCGUUCUGAGACGUACAAAUACCUCUACGGCAGACACAUGCAGGCAAACCCGGAACCGCCGAAGAAAAAUAAUGACAAAUCGAAAAAGAUCAGCCGGAAGCCCUUGACAGCCAAGAACAAAUAAGGGGUGGGCAUGGGCUGGACUUCUGAUUGCUCUCUCAUUAUUCCUCCUCUUCUCUCUUGUCCUGUCUCACAAUUACAAUGUGUGUGUGUGCGUUUUGGCUUUUUCUCUUUCUAGUGCUUACCACCUUACCUUUUAAAAUUUUUGGCCGGAGGCAGAUUUUUUAUAAGUUCUUUAAACCAUUUCCAUUUGUUUCCUUGGAAUUGCCAAAGGCUCUAAAUCAGCUGCAAAUUCCAUCCAAGGCACAGCUUUUAGUUCCUUCCAUAGAUGUUCACAGAGUUGCUUAUUAUGAAAAGAAUGAUUAAAAUCAUGUAGUCAUUUGAAUGUCACAGUUAACACUGUUCACCUUUCUGUUUAUUCACAUAACUCAUUAUCUUUGCUUUAUUAAAAGUCUUCCUUCACCACAGAUACUAUGUUCACUUACAAAUGAUUUUAAUAAAAUCUUGAAUUUGUAUCACCUGUUGCUUCUUGAAUAAAAAUACAAUCUGAUCUUGGGGGUAUAUGCCCAUUUUUGUUAAUUUUCCUCCACAAACGAUCUUGUCCAAUUUUAUUGGUUGUAGCUGAUAAACCCUGAAACCUUCCAUGAAAAAUUAAAUCAGAGUUAAUUUCUUCUCACAUCGAUUUGUCUUUUUUUUUUUUUCCUUUGAAGACUGUUUCUAAAUUAGGAAGGAGCAGAAAAACAAAUCUCUAGGAGAUUUUGCCAAAAGAUUUUGGAAAGCAGCAUUUCUGGGCUGAAGGAAUGUGACUUCUGCCAGUGGCUGGUCGACUAGAGCUAUGAAGCUGAGAGAGAAAAAUCCUCCAGUAUGCUGCUUGUCCCCUGCAGCAAGUCUGCUCGUAUCAAACAUCCUUUGCAGUGACUUUGAUGAUGCCAAAGGAGUUGUGUAAAUGUGCACACCCUGCACCACGCCCAGCAUAGAAACUGCAGCGGCAGAAUCGAGAAAACAGGCAAUUGUUUAGCAUCUGUGUGAGGCAGCUCUGUUCUUACCUACAGCUGUAUGUAUGGAAACGGAAAUACAUCCAAGCGGAAUGUUUGUGCUAAAAAGACUGUCAACCCUGGAGUGUCUUAACAGGUGUGUGAAAAUGUAACACGCUCUCAGCUGGAUGGUCUGUAUCUGUUCCUGCAUCCUCUCUUCUCAGUCUCACAGUUGAAACCCUAAGACCAGGACCACUGGAACAUGUAAAAAAAGGCAGAAUCAGAAGACAAAACAUCUUGAGUUCCUUAGGAAAUAAACUUUGCAUUUGAAUCAGAGAGGUCACCACUCAAUGUCUGCACUUCCUGUUUCUGGGUAGCUUCCUGAUAAACAUGCGCUGUGGGAAGAGGAAUCCCCAUGUGCCAUCACCUAUUGGGAGAUUGGGUUGAUGUAAUUUUUCUAGGUGCAGACUUUGGCUCAGCCUGAGGUUUUAUUUAAUUGAUUUUUUUUUCUUAGCUUGUGAAAUUACAGAGGGAAGAACAAUACCUCUGCUGUUGAUUGGAACGAUUUCAUGUAAAACUAAACUGGCAACAAAGCCUUCGUAAAACUAUCACAGUACAGCCUUGUGAAUAUAUUUUCUUAAAGAUGAACACUCUAGUUAGAAAUAUGGGCAGUGCAUAUAAAUUCACAGGGAGGCAAUAUCUCCAAGAAACUGGUGAUGGGGUGGGAAGCCCAGAUUACUAGUAAUCAAAAAAAUACAAAUCAAAGCAAAGGUAAGACACAUGUAGCAAUGAGAAAUGUGCAUAUAUUUUUUUAAGGUAAUAUUAAGUGCUGGAGUAGCAUGAGACAAACAUCCUUAGACGCUGGAAUUGGGACUAUAAACUUCUCUCCAGAAAGGUUGUAGCAAUUUGAUGAUAAGUAGCAAAACUUUCAAAUUGUGUUCCCUGACCCAGAAUUUUUACUUCCAGGAAAUUGUCAGAGAUUUACACACAGAGCUGCGUUUGAAAAAUUUAUCUACAGGUUUAAAAACACAAUGGAAAUGUGGAAAAAAGCUAAAUUUAAAUGCCCACCAGAGGAAGAAGGGUUAACUGUGUAACCACAUGAUAUAUUUUUAUGAUGUUGUUUGUUAAAAAUUGUUGAACAAUAUCUAAGGGCAAAGGAAGAUAAUCAUAUUAUCCAGUUAAGUAAAAAAGCAAGAUACAAAAAACUUACUAUACACUGUAACUAUACUUCAAUUAAAAAAAAAAAAACUAUAUCAGAGUGGUCCCAAUUGUGGAAAAAGGAAAUUGUGCUUAUAAUAUGUAUGCACAGAAAAACUAGAUGUAAAUGGAGUGGGACUUUAUGGCUGAUAAAUUAUCUCUGUAUGGCAGAUUUUUUUUAAUUUUCUUUUUUAUACUUCUGUUCUUUAAAUUGUCUGUAAUAAGUAUGUAUAUUUUUGUAAUUGGGAAAUAUUAAAUGCAUAUCGUUUUUAAAAUGGAA
Molecule: messenger RNA, 3470 nt
Organism: Vicugna pacos (alpaca)
Lineage: Eukaryota; Metazoa; Chordata; Mammalia; Artiodactyla; Camelidae
Gene: RSU1
Product: Ras suppressor protein 1
Cellular component (GO): cytoplasm
Molecular function (GO): protein binding
Source: RefSeq, a predicted model, not a curated record